AUCACGUUACACGCUAACACUAUUAACCCUAACUGCACAUUGUCUACAUACGAGAGCUCACGAUCAGGGUGCAUCAGAGAUAGGUUAUUUAGCCAGGUAGUUAAGGUGAUUGUUAAGAAACAUGAAGACUUUUACAAUCAUUUCACUGCUCUGUGCCCUGUCGGGGGUGUUUGGUUACCAUGUGACGAAGUUCCAGUCUUAUGAUGAAAAUACCAAAGAUGCGUACGACAUCAUGGACGUCCUGAUGCGUAAUCGGACACCAGAGAGAUACCUACCACAGUCGUAUUUCCAGAAAUAUGGCGGUGGUCGCAGUUCACGGCUGACAGCUUUCUCUUAUAAAGACUGCGGUGACCCCACAACGGAAACAUUCAAACUUCUUGCUCUACAAAUUACUCCUGACCCAAUUGUACUUCCGGGUACUGUGCAAGUGGCCUUCAACCUGCAGAACCUGGACACAGCUCAGUCACCCAUUCAGGCUGACGUAACCAUAAAGAAGAAGAUUCUGUCCAUAUGGGUGGAAAUUCCUUGCAUUGAAAAUGUGGGAUCCUGCAGUUACUCAGACAUCUGUGAGAUUCUGGCGCCAGCCCAGUGUCCAGAAGCCUUCACGGAGAACAACAUUCCCUGCAAGUGCCCGUUUCCAGCGGGAAACUACACACUCCCCAGUACCCAGUUUGAGAUCAACUUAUCGAGCCUUCCAACCGGAGACUACUCAGGACAGAUUGACCUCAAAAUGGGCUCGGCCUCUAUUGCCUGCUACGAAGUAGAGAUUACACUUGGUUAAAUCGAAAUGUAGCAAAUGGUUGCCAAAUCAGGAUAAUAAAGUUUGGUUUAUUGCUCA
Messenger RNA from Haliotis rubra (blacklip abalone), 838 nucleotides. RefSeq names its product ganglioside GM2 activator-like. Gene Ontology annotation, molecular function: lipid carrier activity; enzyme activator activity. Lineage: Eukaryota; Metazoa; Mollusca; Gastropoda; Lepetellida; Haliotidae. The record is from RefSeq and is a predicted model, not a curated record. Gene Ontology annotation, cellular component: cytoplasmic side of plasma membrane. Bases 122 to 781 code for a protein of 219 amino acids. The transcript is spliced from 4 exons. Gene Ontology annotation, biological process: lipid transport; ganglioside catabolic process.